Messenger RNA from Fomitiporia mediterranea MF3/22, 255 nucleotides. RefSeq lists its product as uncharacterized. The record is from RefSeq and is a predicted model, not a curated record. Lineage: Eukaryota; Fungi; Basidiomycota; Agaricomycetes; Hymenochaetales; Hymenochaetaceae. The annotation marks the transcript as partial. The transcript is spliced from 2 exons.
ACAUUCAGAAUAGAUACAAUCCAGCAAUUUUCUGGAAAUAUGUCUGUAAUGAAAAACAUUACAGCUAGAGACUUCAAAGAUAUUCUACAGUGUGCCAUACUGGCCUUUAAGGAUUUACUGCCAAAGAAAUAUAAUAAAGUAGUCCUUGACCUUUUAUUCAUCUUAGCAACCUGGCAUACACUUACAAAGCUCUACAUUCAUACAGAGACUAUAGUUUGGUUCCUUGAGGAGACAAUGACAUUGCUAGGAUACUAG